AUGAGCGAGCCACACAUCAAAAGGGAGGACUCGCCCGGUGCGGAAGCACGGAGGGAGGACUUGCUUCAAUACGGACACAGUCUACAGCCAGACGACGAUAGGUACCCGAACCGGCCGCAUAACCACUCGGCCACACUGCUCUUUUCGGAGCUUUUCCGCAGCUUUUUCAACCCUUUGAGUGAGGUCAAAGCGCAGCCCGCCGUUCUUGGGCCGGCGCGAUUGAAGGCAGGCUUUGGGCCUGGCUCAUCACGACUUUCGCCCCAUGAGCAGCGACGGGCCAUCAUCCAGCGAUUUAUAUCACGAUGGCGGACAGAGGUGGGGAAUGACUUUUAUCCUGCGCUGCGACUCAUCCUACCGGACAAGGAUCGUGAUCGCAGUGUGUACGGGCUAAAAGAAAACACCAUUGGCAAGCUCCUGGUGAAGCUUAUGAAAAUCGACAAAAAUUCUGAAGACGGUUUCAACCUAAUCCAUUGGAAGCUCCCCGGGCAGAGUGUAAUCAGCCGCAUGGCCGGUGACUUUGCGGGGCGCUGCUACGAAGUUCUUGCCAAGCGCCCGUUACUGACAGAAGUGGGCGACCUACGCAUCGGCCAGGUGAAUGCGCUUUUAGACAAACUGGCAGAUGCUAGUGGCGAAUCAGAGCAAUUGCCUAUAUUCGAAACAUUCUACGAGCACAUGAACCCCGAGGAAUUGACUUGGCUCAUUCGCAUCAUUCUCAAGCAGAUGAAGAUCGGUGCGAGCGAGAGGACAAUACUUAACCUGUGGCACCCUGACGGCGAGGCUCUGUUUAAUGUGUCUUCCAGCUUACGCCGGGUUUGCUGGGAGCUCUACGACCCGCAAGUUCGAUUAGAGCAGGACAGCUCCAGGGUCUCACUCAUGCAAUGCUUUCAACCGCAGCUAGCCCAAUUUCAGAUCUCCACUUCUUUCCAAAAAUUGGUGGAGAAGCUAGGUCCUACUCAAGACGAUAGCGAAUUCUGGAUUGAGGAGAAGCUCGACGGAGAGCGUAUGCAAAUGCACAUGGCCAAAGAUAACAGCAUGCCUGGUGGUUGGAGGUUCUGCUUUUGGUCACGAAAAGCAAAAGACUAUACCGAUCUUUAUGGUGAUAGUCUAAACAACAACAAAUCCGCCCUUACACAGCACCUUAAAGGCGCUUUUGCAGAUGGCGUGCACAACUUGAUUUUGGACGGCGAGAUGAUCACAUGGGAUCCUCUAAUUGACAAGAUUGUCGCUUUCGGUACAUUAAAAACAGCAGCAAUCGGGGCCCAGAGCAACCCGCAUGAUAUCACAGCACCGCGGCCACUUUUUCGAGUAUUUGAUAUUCUUUACCUAAACGACCAACCUCUGGCGCGAUACACACUUUACGAUCGGCACCGGGCAUUAGAGAGAGCUGUCGUAGGUGUGCCUCGACGGCUUGAAGUGCACCCUUACGAGAAAGCCACGUCGCCGGAUGUGAUUGAGCCUAUGCUGCGGCAGAUUGUGGCCAACUCCUCUGAAGGUUUGGUUUUGAAAAAUCCCUGCUCAAUGUAUCGGCUGAAUAGCCGCAACGAUGACUGGAUCAAAGUCAAACCAGAAUAUAUGACCGAGUUUGGCGAGUCACUGGAUUGCCUCGUUGUCGGCGGCUAUUUCGGGUCGGGACAUCGGGGUGGUACUCUCUCGAGUUUUUUAUGCGGUCUUCGUGUUGGUCAAAACCAUAUCGAUGCCGGCGCCAGCUCGGAGAAAUGUCUUAGCUUUUUCAAGGUCGGCGGUGGGUUCAAGGCAGAAGACUAUGCAGAGAUACGUCACUUGACAGAAAAUAAAUGGGUUGAUUGGGAUAGCUCCAAUCCACCGUCCGAAUUCAUUGAGCUUGCCGGCGGAGAGCGGGCACAGCUAGAGAAACCGGACGUUUGGAUCAGGCCCAAGGACUCCAUCGUUAUCUCGGUUAAGGCAGCGAGCAUUUCGCCUUCGGAUUCGUUUGCGGUGAGAGAGACACUACGGUUUCCACGUUUCCGCCGAUUACGCCUUGACCGGUCGUGGAAUACCGCUCUUGACACGGAGCAAUUCCAAGCUCUCCGGGACCGCAUCAAUGAAGAAGCCAAAGACCGAAAGGAGAUGCAGAUAGAAGACAGACGCCAGCGGCGUCCCACAAAAAAGGCCAAGCUAGGCUUGGUUAUUGUUGGCCAAGGCCGUGGAGAUAAAAAGGACAGUGAAGACAGCGGCGCCUUAUUUGAACCGGCACAAUUUCCCGACGAGCAGCCUCCAGGCAACGUCUUCAAAGGCUUCACAUUUUGUGUUUUGUCCGAAGCCGUACAUCCUACCAAAAAGAGCCGCGGUGAAAUUGAAGCUCUCAUAAAACGGCAUGGUGGACGCAUAUCUCAACGGCCAGAUGCCACCGCUAAUACGGUCAUCAUAGCCGACAGGAAGGUCAUUAAAGUUGCGUCUCUGAUCAAAGCUGCACAAGUUGAUAUCAUCCGACCAGUGUGGCUUAUAGACUGCCUUUCGCAAAAGGGUGGGGAUUUCCUUCUUCCUUUUGAACAUCGUCAUCUCUUGCAUGCUACGGAAGAAACAAGAAGAGAAGCUGCUUUGGCUACAGACGAAUUUGGCGACAGUUUCGCACGCGAUGUGACUGUUGGCGGACUUCAAGAAAUUUUAGGCGGGAUGCAGCCAGCGAGAAGGGGAGACUAUGAUGACUCUUUUGAUGUACGUGUGUUUCUCGAUCAGUUGGGUGAACGCGGCCACGACUUAGGGUCCCCAAGGAGCCUCAUGUUUCGGCGGUGCCAUGUACACUUUGCAGUUGUGGGCACUACAUCGUCGACAUUUCUUAUACAUCUCAAGGCCCGUAUCAGAUUUGGGGGUGGCCUCGUGGAAGACAACAUCGACAAGGACACUACGACACAUGUUGUCAUCGUCAAAACGGCAGGCACAUAUGGAGCUGAAGAUACGGCCCGAAACUAUGUGAUGGAUAUCCGCCAGCGGCUGAGUAGCCGAACGAAACAGCCACGGAUCGUUGAGACGUCAUGGCUUGACGACUCGUGGAAAGCAGGCACUCUUCUCGACGAAGAGCAGUACGUGUUCAGGUGUAGCAGAAUGCCAUUGUAA
This is a messenger RNA of Sporothrix schenckii 1099-18, 3072 nucleotides long. Its product is annotated as DNA ligase 4. NCBI's taxonomy places the organism in Eukaryota, Fungi, Ascomycota, Sordariomycetes, Ophiostomatales, Ophiostomataceae. Gene Ontology annotation, biological process: DNA biosynthetic process; nucleotide-excision repair, DNA gap filling; double-strand break repair via nonhomologous end joining. The transcript has 2 exons. Bases 1 to 3072 code for a protein of 1023 amino acids. Gene Ontology annotation, molecular function: ATP binding; DNA binding; DNA ligase (ATP) activity. The record is from RefSeq and is a predicted model, not a curated record. Gene Ontology annotation, cellular component: DNA ligase IV complex.